AUGGAUUUUGUGGAUAUUUUAUAUGAAAAGCUUAGCGUAGAAGACAUAUCUGAUAUGGUAUCUUCUCCAUCUUGUGGUGCUGUGUCUAUGUUUAUUGGCACAACAAGAGAUAAUUUUGAUGGCAAGCAGGUCUUGAAAUUGGAUUACGAAGCUUAUAUUCCAAUGGCAAAGCGGAAAAUGUUAGAAGUGUGUGCUUCAAUUAGGCAGCAGUGGGAUGUCCACAACAUUGCAAUUAUUCAUAGAAUUGGGGUUGUUCCAGUGAAAGAAGCAAGCAUCGUCAUAGCCAUUUCCUCUGAGCACAGGAAAGAGUCAUUAGAAGCUGUACAUUUUGCAAUAGACACAAUGAAAGCAAUAGUGCCAAUCUGGAAGAAGGAGAUUUAUGCAGAUGAAGCCUCUGCAUGGAAACACAACAAGGAAUGUGCGUGGGCUGAAGAACUUCCAAACACUCAGAAUUCUGAAAAUGCUGUUAUUGUUGUAGACAAACUAUAA
Molecule: messenger RNA, 489 nt
Organism: Candidula unifasciata
Lineage: Eukaryota; Metazoa; Mollusca; Gastropoda; Stylommatophora; Geomitridae
Source: the annotation of a GenBank genome assembly